AUGUAUACCAAGUGUAAACCUCCUGCACAAGUAAACUACAUGCUCAAUACUGACUGUGCCGCCGAGGGUUCAUCUAUGAAUCAAUACCAAUUUGGUCUAAGGGGCGUCUUCAGAAAUUAUAAAGAAGAAUGGGUAUUAGGCUUUCAUGGUAAUUGCACUGCUACAGACGUUCUGGAAGGAGAAGCCCACGCCUUGUUACUAGGACUCCGGCUAGCCCACCAGAACAACCUUUUUCCACUAGAAAUUGGGAUAGAUUCUCAACAACUAGUUCAACUACUUGAUCCUGAUGCAGAUUCUAACUCUACUUUGAUAUCUGAUUGCAGGUACCUCCUGGGCGUACUGGAUAGUCCCUUGCUGCACCACCUUUUCAGAGAGCAGGACCAGUUAGCUGACGAAUUAGCUAGAUUACCUAGUAUAGCCUCUACUACUACGUUGUUUUGGACUCCACCAUAG
Messenger RNA from Capsicum annuum, 453 nucleotides. RefSeq lists its product as uncharacterized. NCBI's taxonomy places the organism in Eukaryota, Viridiplantae, Streptophyta, Magnoliopsida, Solanales, Solanaceae. The transcript has a single exon. Gene Ontology annotation, molecular function: RNA-DNA hybrid ribonuclease activity; nucleic acid binding. The record is from RefSeq and is a predicted model, not a curated record. The coding region runs from base 1 to 453 and encodes 150 amino acids.